Messenger RNA from Debaryomyces fabryi, 2502 nucleotides. RefSeq names its product histone demethylase. Gene Ontology annotation, cellular component: nucleus. Gene Ontology annotation, molecular function: histone demethylase activity; DNA binding. NCBI's taxonomy places the organism in Eukaryota, Fungi, Ascomycota, Pichiomycetes, Serinales, Debaryomycetaceae. The coding region runs from base 1 to 2502 and encodes 833 amino acids. The transcript has a single exon. The record is from RefSeq and is a predicted model, not a curated record. Gene Ontology annotation, biological process: chromatin remodeling.
AUGACAUUUAAUAAGGAUUUGCUCGUACCAUGUCCAGUCGUAACUCCUAGUAUGGAGGAGUUUUCGGAUCCCAUUAAGUACUUAUCCAGCGAAGAGGUUGCAAAAUUAGGGUCUGAGUAUGGGAUAAUUAAAGUGAUACCUCCAAAAGGGUGGAAGCCAACAUUUCUGAUUUCGCCAGAGUUCAGAUUUCACACCAGAUUACAAAAGCUUAGUGAUCUUGGACUUACUACUAGAAGCAGAAAGUUCUUUAUUGAUAAUAUUAAUCGAUUUAUGAAGAUGAGUAGGAAAAGACAACUAAAAUUAUAUUUUAGGGUGGGACUAAAUGACGCAAAAGAAUUCAGCCCAACAAGACUCAAAGUUUACUAUUACGAUCUACAUGUAAUGGUUGAGAAGAUGGGUGGGUAUGACAAUAUGAAUGAAGAUAAAUGGGCGCAAAUAAAUGACCAUUUUGGAAUAAAAAAGGAUUCUACCUAUAUUGAAGACGAAUAUUCAAUUAAUUUAAGAUCUUAUGCUAACUUUCUUUCAUACAACCAAAAGAACUAUGAUUUCCCAGAGAGUGAUUCUGAAGACGAUUACGAUAACUGCUUGAUUUGUGGAAAGCAUGACAACCCAUCGCAAACUUUACUAUGCGAUAAUUGUGAUAAUCCGUUCCAUUUGUCUUGUCUUGAGCCUCCAUUAGAAUCUGUACCUGCUGGUAGUUGGUAUUGCGACAAAUGCCUUAUUGGAACCGGAGAAUAUGGCUUUGAGGAGCAGGUAGAUUUGAAGUAUUCAAUACCCGAAUUUUAUAAAUUGUGCAGUGACUUCGAACGAAAAUUCGAGAAUGAGUAUAAUAAUGGCGAGCCAUUAUCAGUAGAUAAGAUAGAGAAAAAAUUUUGGGAGUUUAUAGAUGUGGAAAAAUCAGACUUAGAAGUGAGAUACGGUGCAGAUAUACAUAACUUAAAACCUGGACAAAUCAGUGGGUUUCCAAUGGCCAAUACACCAGGCUUAUCUCCUGAGGAUCCAGAAACUAGGUAUUACAUGAAUCAUCCUUGGAACUUAACCAAACUACCUUUUGCGGAAGGAUCAUUAUUGAAUUAUAUAAAUACGUCAAUAUCUGGAAUGACAGUCCCAUGGAUAUAUAUUGGUUCUUUACUUUCUACAUUCUGCUGGCAUGUGGAAGAUCACUAUACUUUGUCUGCUAAUUACUGUCAUUUGGGAGCAACAAAAAAAUGGUACGGGAUCCCUUCUUAUGAUGCUGAUAAGUUUGAGAAACUAAUGAAAGAUUCAGCUCCUGAUUUGUUUCAAAAACAGCCUGAUUUGUUGCAUCAGUUAGUGACGCUAUUGUCACCAAUGACGCUAGUUAAAAACGGAAUAAAGUGUGUUUAUGCUGAUCAGCGCCCCAACGAAUUUGUGAUAACAUACCCGAGGGUGUAUCAUGCGGGCUUCAAUUGCGGCUUCAACUUUAACGAAGCGGUGAAUUUUACAAUGAACUUUUGGCUUGGGUUUGGAGAGAAGUCGAUCAGCGACUACAGGCUUAUUAAAAAGGAAAAUGUGUUUAAUCAUUAUCAAUUAGUGGAAAACAUAUUAAAAAAGAUCAACGCACAAAACCACAUAGACCAUGCAACUCUUAGAUUGGCUGAGGCCAGUUUGAAAUGCUUAAAAGAUUUUGUUCAGUCACAGUCGAAGUAUCUCAGCAUGAUUGAUACCAAUAAGUUUGAAAUCAAAAUCGAACCCAAAUUGUUCAAGCAGCGGAAAUUCGAGGAUGAGCAGAACGGCACCUUUGCACCUACAUCCGAACAGGAAGAUGAAGAAGAUUUAUGUGAUAUUUGCAGGACUCAUAUAUCUUUCCAAUAUUGCAUCAUCAACAAUAAGAGCCGCAAAUUAUUCUCGACGCAUGCGAUCACCGGCGAGUCGCUUGCUGCUCCCUACACCGCUCCAGAUACCCCCCUGAUUAAACAGGAACAGCCAGAUUACCCCAAGAUUUCUAUACACCAGCUUCUCACUCCCGAAUCAUCACCCCACGAGCUUCUGGUACCCCAGACUAUCCCCAAACCGGUAAACCGUAUGUCUGACUCAUCAUCGGCUACUAAACUUUUGGCCCUUACCGACCCAUCUACCACAGACUCGCUGCAAAAGCUCAGUGAAGAACAGGAGUUCCAAAAACUCAUUCAUGCAGCAAAACGUUCGUCCUCUCCAGACACCAAGACUACCUCCAAGAGACGCAAAUCCUCGCGAAUCGAGACGCUCUCCAAAAAAGCCCACACCAUAUCCUUCACCGCUCGUACCUCUCGUGAUCCGCGUCGCGGCAAAAUGGCUGCUGUUCAAAACAACUCCCAUUUCAAGCACCUCAACGACAAGCCCCAGAUACGACUUUGUCUCGCUUGUCUUGUAUCGUCGUGUCCCAAGUCCAUACCAUCCAUCCCUCCGGGUUCAAUAUUGUUGUACGAGGUGUCUCCAUCUACUAUGGAACAAUUCAUAACCGAAACGUCCCACGAAAUAGCUAUUCUCUCUACCAACGUAUAG